Molecule: messenger RNA, 2115 nt
Organism: Gastrolobium bilobum
Lineage: Eukaryota; Viridiplantae; Streptophyta; Magnoliopsida; Fabales; Fabaceae
Product: cysteine-rich receptor-like protein kinase 3
Exons: 7
Coding region: 1-1935 (644 amino acids)
Biological process (GO): protein phosphorylation
Molecular function (GO): protein kinase activity; ATP binding
Source: RefSeq, a predicted model, not a curated record
AUGUCUUCUGCAUCCUUUCUACUUCUCUUCCUUUGUUGCUUUGCAACUCCUGCAUUUUCAGACCCAAGAGCCCAGAAAGCAGCUUUGGUGUGCACUAACAAAACUGCAUCAAUGCCUAAUCGUCAAGUUUUCAUAGCAAACUUUUUGGGUGCCAUUGAUUCGUUGACCUCUAUGAUUUCAAGACAAAGAUAUGGAGCUGUUGUUAAUGGGACACAGAACUUAACUGUGUAUGCUUUUGGUGAAUGCAUGAAAGAUCUUUCUCAAUCAGAUUGCAACAUGUGUCUUGCACAGUGCAAGACACAGAUCAUUAGGUGCCUGCCAUUUCAGAAAGGUACACGUGGUGGCAGGCUCUUCUUUGAUGGUUGCUACCUAAGAUAUGAUGACUACAACUUCUUCAAUGAGAGUCUUAGUGACCAAGACACCACCGUUUGUGCCACCAGUGAUUUUAGUGGGAAUAGCAGUGUUUAUGAAGCUAAUGCUUUGGAGUUAGUAAGAAAUUUGAGCUUUUUAGCACCAAAAAAUGAUGGGUUCUUUGUUGGCUCUUUGGAUCGAAAGAACGUAUCUGUUUAUGGGUUGGCUCAGUGCUGGGAGUUUGUUAAUGGCACUGCCUGCAAGAACUGUUUGCAAGAUGCUGUUACUAGGAUUGGUUCUUGUACAACAAAAGAUGAAGGAAGAGCAUUGAAUGCUGGUUGUUACUUGAGGUAUUCCACACAAAAGUUCUAUUAUAAUUCUACCAAUGAUGUACCUGCUGGAAAUCAUGGACACCGGCGUAUAGCUAUAAUUCUGGCUGCAUCUUUUGCUGCCCUGGCUCUUCUGCUGGUUGCUGCAACAGUUGUUUUCUUUGUAAGGAGGAAUGCACUGGCGAGGAGAAGAGAAAGAAGACAUUUUGGUGCACUUUUGGACACAAUGAACAAGUCCAAGCUAAAUAUGCCAUAUGAAGUUCUUGAAAAAGCUACAAACUAUUUCAAUAAUGCCAAUAAGCUAGGACAAGGUGGAUCAGGUUCAGUUUAUAAAGGAGUUCUGCCAGAUGGAAACACAGUGGCCAUAAAAAGGCUUAGCUUUACCACAACACAAUGGGCAGAUCAUUUCUUCAAUGAGGUCAAUUUGAUCAAUGGCAUUCAUCACAAAAAUCUUGUAAAGCUUUUGGGGUGCAGCAUUACAGGACCUGAAAGCCUUCUUGUUUAUGAAUACAUGCCUAACCAGAGCCUCCAUGAUCACCUUUCUGGUUUUAGAAUGAUUUCUCAACCGCUGACUUGGGAAGUCAGGCAUAAGAUCAUAUUAGGAAUUGCAGAAGGCAUGGCCUAUCUUCAUGAGGAAUCACAUGUUAGAAUCAUUCAUAGAGACAUAAAAUUAAGCAACGUUCUGCUUGAUGAGAACUUCGCUCCCAAGAUUGCUGAUUUUGGACUUGCUAGAUUGUUUCCAGAAGACAAGUCUCACAUUAGCACAGCCAUUGCUGGAACACUGGGUUAUAUGGCUCCAGAAUAUAUAGUUCGUGGAAAGUUGACUGAGAAAGCAGAUGUGUACAGUUUUGGAGUUCUGCUUGUUGAAGUUGUAUCUGGCAAAAGAAACAGUUCCUUUGUUGUAAAUUCAUCCUCUAUCCUACAAAUGGUUUGGAGCCUUUAUGGAUCAAAUAGGCUCACUGAAAUUGUUGAUCCAACCCUAGAGGGAAAUUUUCCUGUAGAGGAAGCAUGCCAACUUCUUCAGAUAGGGUUGCUUUGUGCACAAGCAUCUGCAGAGUUGAGACCAUCAAUGUCAGUAGUUGUUAAAAUGAUUGAUAACAAUCAUGAAAUUCCUCGGCCAACGCAACCGCCAUUCAUUAAUUCUGGUCGUUCAGAACUCAUCAGAUCUAGUUUACCUGGAAAAAACUUUCAGCCUGGAUCCAACACACAGUCUUCAGGGGAUACCAUGACUGAAAGUUUGAUUGAGGCUAGAUGAGUUGAACCACACAAUCUUUCUCCUGGAACAAUUUUGUGCUCACAAUUGCUAAGUACCCUUAUGACAGCUUUUGGCAAGCCUUCAUUCUUAAGAAAGUAUGGUUUCAUUUAUCAGCAUGGCAUUUGUCACUACUUGCAUAGUGACAUAACCCCACAUAUGAACCAUCUACCAACAGUUAGA